Camponotus floridanus (Florida carpenter ant) is the source of this 3239-nucleotide messenger RNA. It is a transcript of the gene dnt, whose product is annotated as tyrosine-protein kinase Dnt. The record is from RefSeq and is a predicted model, not a curated record. Gene Ontology annotation, biological process: protein phosphorylation; multicellular organism development; positive regulation of kinase activity. Gene Ontology annotation, molecular function: protein tyrosine kinase activity; ATP binding. NCBI's taxonomy places the organism in Eukaryota, Metazoa, Arthropoda, Insecta, Hymenoptera, Formicidae. Gene Ontology annotation, cellular component: signaling receptor complex. The transcript has 8 exons. Bases 470 to 2137 code for a protein of 555 amino acids.
GGCUUUCGCGAGGCAAGGCACGCUGAGCGUUCCGCUCCGCUCGCAGCGCAUUCCGCGUCGCCCCGAGUCCAUCGCGUCGUCGACGCGCGUCGCUCGAUACGCGCCCGAAUCUCGCCCGCGUCGGGACCGUACGAUAACGUCGCGAUAACGAGCGUUCCUCCGCGUGGGAGUGUCCUCCGUUGUGUCGAACGCGAGCUGUCAAACGGAGCACGGCGUGCUUCCUCUUGGACGGCGCGCAACCGAAAAAAGGAGCCGCGGCGCGCUCUCGAGGCGCGGCGUGUCACGUGCACGCGUCCUCGCCUGCACGUGACGUUCCCGCCACCCCCGCAUCCGUGGAUUUGAGCUGAUAAGCGCGAAAUAUGAAACAUUACGGCGCGUAAAACGAGUGCCGUCGAUGUCGUGGAUGUGCGGCUUGAUUCCCGCGGCUGUAAAUAUACUCGGGUAAGAACGUCACGUGGCGGUCGACACGAUGCUCCUCCGCCGACUAGCGGUGUUGCUGCUCCUUGUUGCUGCGCGGCCAGCCGCCAGUUACUUCAAUCUCUUCCUCACGCAGAUGGAGGUCCGCAAGUUAAUGGGAGUGUCAAAUGCAGAGUUAUUUUAUGUCAAGGAGGGCGUUAUAAAUGAGUAUGCCGUGAAAUUCAUUGUUCCUGUACCAGCACAACUUCAUAAACUCCACUUUACGUGGGAAAAUCUCGCCGGAAAACCGCUGCCAUACACGAUGUCCGUGGAUAUCAGCAAUCCUACGGCGCUAAGUAGUUCCCUGAACAUCUCUCAAGCCGGCGAUAUACCUCUCGCUGGCCUGCAGACGUGGGCCUUAUCGUUGCACUGUGGGCCCUACGACGCGGAGAUCGACUUGACUCUCCGAAUAAACGUCUCGCUAUCGCGGAGGAACACCACCUAUCUAGAAUUCAGGCGGAAAAAGAUCUGUCUAAAGGACAAGAGCUACAUCGAACCCGAGGAGGUCCUAGUCGCAGUCUCCGGCUCUACUACCGGUGGCCAGAUCUUUUACGCGGCGAUUGGUUGCGCGUGUGCAGUCAUGACGGUUAUUUUUAUUCUGGCCAUGAUGUAUUACGUGCGCAACAAGAAGACUACAAGGCAUCGAGAUCCCCUUCAGGAAUCCAGAGGUCUCAGCUCAGCAUGCAGCAUGGAAAGAAGUGCCGGAGUGGGACCUGCACAAACCUUUUUAUCGCCGGAAACACCGCCACCUGCGUCCGCUGCCUCAGGAUCGUCCUAUAGAAGACUCGAUGAUCGUCCUAGCAGAGAACUGCACGAAAGAAUCCAGGAAAUUACUGUACAAAGAUGCAGGGUACGUCUUCUUAGCAUUGAAAUGGAGGGAACAUUUGGACGCGUGUAUAGAGGUAGUUAUCACGAAGAGGGUGGCUUAUGUGAAAACGUACUUGUGAAAACUGCUGCUGAGCACGCAUCUCAAUCACAAGUGGCUCUUCUCUUACGAGAAGGCCUAGUCCUUUACGGACUCAAUCAUCCAGCACUGCUUCCGGUUCUCGGUGUCUCCAUCGAAGACAGAAGCGCGCCUUUUCUGCUUUACCCGCACACGGGUUAUAGAAACAUGAAGAGAUUCUUGCUAAGGUGCAAGUUAAGUAGCGAAGGGCCUCCAAGAGCUCUCACCACGCAGGAAGUCGUCGAAAUGGCACUUCAAGCCGCCAAAGGUGUACAAUAUCUUCACAGGAAGAGGAUCGUUCAUAGAGACUUGGCUGCUAGGAAUUGUGUUGUUGACGAUGACUUGAGAGUGCAGAUUACGGAUAACGCCUUGGCUAGAGAUUUAUUUCCGCAAGAUUAUCACUGCCUCGGCGAUAACGAGAAUCGUCCUAUCAAGUGGCUGGCGAUAGAAAGUUUACUCAGCAAGACCUUCACCACAGCUUCUGAUGUGUGGGCUUUUGGGGUUUUAUUAUGGGAGCUAACGACGUUGGCGCAGCAGCCUUACGUAGAAGUGGAUCCUUUUGAAAUGGCAUCCUAUCUCAGAGACGGUUACAGAUUAGCGCAGCCGAUAAACUGCCCGGACGAAUUAUUUGCGGUGAUGGCAUAUUGCUGGGCCAUGUCAGCGGAAGAGAGACCGACAUUUAGUCAAUUGAUUAUCUGCUUACAAGAUUUUCACACUCAGUUAACGCGAUACGUUUAAUUGAGCGUGGUUGUAAAAUAGGACUGGAUUUUAAGAUGUCUCAAUUUAAUUUCUGAACAUAUCGAAAUUUUUGUCGAAGGAAUAAUAUCGAAAAACUAAGAUAGGAAAGCUCUUUUGUAUAUACUAUUCUAGUAUUUAAGUACUCGCGCAGGUACAGCAUUUUUAUAGCAAUUGUAUAUAGGAUAAUCGAGUUUAAUGUAAUAUAUUGCAUUUUUCUUAAAAAAUGAUUCAAUUAAGUAUAGAUUUUCAAAGAAUAACCGCCAGUUAAAACGAAUUUAAAACAUAGAAUUUUAUUUAUUACGCUAUAAUUUGCAUAAAGCAUUGACAAAAUUUUAAUGAGUCUUGAUAAUAUCAAAUAUAAGAUACAGAAAAAAUCAUAUAAAAGAAAAUCAACUGAUAUAAAUCUAAAAUUUUUUAUUAUAGAUAUAUCGGAGAAUCUUUGCAAAAAUUUAAUCUUUUAUAGACCUUUUUAAAACUCUGGCCUAUGUUUCAGCGCUUUAUAAAAAUACUUUUUGUAUGUUCAAGAAAUUGGUUUUUACAAGACUUAUAAAACGGAUAUAUUGUAAUUUUCUAAUUAGUCUCAGGAAUAUAUUUUUAGUAGUGAUGUGUACUUUUACAAGACACUCUGUGUAACGACUGAGCACAACCUGUAGAAAUCGCGUGAAUUAUUCAUACUGUAAAAAAUUAAGACUGAAUUCUCACCUCUCGCGCGUUGCGUCACGUAUCUGGCGCUCGUUCGAUGUGAUAUCGUCCUUGAUUACCAAAACUAACGGCGAACAUACGUCAUCGUGCACUGCCACCAUCCCGUUUUCGGAAACUUGUAUUGCAUGUAGUGAAACGGAGCGGGCUUCUCGGCGAAUUCGAGCCAUGUGAUACGCGCUUUGUUUACCCACGUGAGUAUGUUUCGAGUGUGCCAAUAUGUUUAUUUUUUUUGUAUUUUUGUACAUAGUGUGUAUUUACUUAAUGUGUCUGCAUAUAUGCGUGUGCGUCAUGCCUAAAUAAAAAGAUCCUGUGUACAUAAUUAAUUGUGUAGCGUAAGAAACAUAUAAAUGUACAAAUCGUCCAAGCGUUACGAGCACAAUAAAUUUCUAUCUAUACCAUA